AUGUCUGCCCCGGCCUUCCUCGUCGAGCACGUCGCCAAGCGCACGACGGCCCCCUCGACAUCUGAGAGGCCACACAUUACUCUCACAUGGGCGCAGAGUCUCGACAUGAAGAUUGCCGGCCCCGGAGGCGCGCGGGUUACGCUCUCUGGGCCAGAGAGUAUGCUCAUGACACAUUGGCUGCGCACCAUGCACGACGCGAUUCUCAUCGGCGUCCAGACCGUCAUCAUGGACGACCCAAGGCUGAAGAUCCAGCAGGUUCCUCAGGAUGACCCGACCCUCCUCCCUCCUCAGCCUCUCGUUCUCGACCCAAAGCUCCGCAUGCCGCCGACGGCCCGCAUGCUCUCCGAGUGGAUGAACAACAAGGCGGGAAACACGACCGCCGCAGGACCACAGCUCGUGCGACAGCCGUGGAUCAUUUGCGGCCAGGACGCAGACGACGCCAAGGCCAAGGCUCUUGAGGAAGCUGGUGCGCGCAUUGUGCGCGUGGAGCUCCACGAGAAUGGCUACAUUUCGCCCACGACGUUCCCGACUGUGCUCCGCGACCUCGGGCUUCGCUCCGUGAUGAUUGAGGGCGGUUCGCGCGUGCUGUCUUCCUUCCUCCAUGCGCCUAACCGUGCUGACGGCACUCCCGUCGUGGACAGCGUCGUGGUCACUGUUGCGCCAAUGUUCAUCGGCGAGGGCAUCAGUGUUGUGCCUCCUGGAGCGGACGUCGGCCUGCCUGGCCUCACCUUUGUCCACACCGAGACCAUGGGCAAGGACGCGGUCAUGGUCUGCACUCUUGCCGCAUAA
This is a messenger RNA of Apiotrichum porosum, 789 nucleotides long. It is a transcript of the gene RIB7, whose product is annotated as 2,5-diamino-6-(ribosylamino)-4(3H)-pyrimidinone 5'-phosphate reductase. Bases 1 to 789 code for a protein of 262 amino acids. The record is from RefSeq and is a predicted model, not a curated record. The transcript has 4 exons. Gene Ontology annotation, biological process: riboflavin biosynthetic process. Gene Ontology annotation, molecular function: 5-amino-6-(5-phosphoribosylamino)uracil reductase activity. NCBI's taxonomy places the organism in Eukaryota, Fungi, Basidiomycota, Tremellomycetes, Trichosporonales, Trichosporonaceae.